GGAUGUGAAGGAGACUGUCCGGUCUGUCUGACAUACAGGAAGAAGUUGAAGAAGUGUGUAAAAAAACAGCGCUUUCUCACAAAAUCCUGCAGUUUUUUUCUUUUUUUUUUUUUGCACUUUUUUCUCCUUGGACUUGCUGACACUGGAAGGAAUGGAGCAGAAUGUGAGAGCUGCUGCCAAACUGGAGGCGCAGUAACGUGUUGAGGAUCCACUUGAGCCGAGCUGAGCCGAGCAGAGCCACUUGGUCCUAAAUGGAAGAGGAGCAGAACAAAUCUGAAACGCGUCUUCGGUGAAAAAAUGUCAGAACACAGAUCGAGUUUUCUCCACAUCGGAGACAUUGUGUCUCUGUACGCGGAAGGCUCGGUGAAUGGCUUCAUCAGUACUUUGGGGCUUGUUGAUGACAGGUGUGUGGUCCAGCCUGAUGCUGGAGAUCUCGCCAACCCGCCCAAAAAGUUCAGAGAUUGCCUCUUUAAGGUGUGUCCCAUGAACAGAUACUCUGCCCAGAAGCAGUUCUGGAAGGCAAAACAAGGAAAACAAGGAAAUAACAACACACAAGGAGACCUGUUUAAGAAAUUACAGCAUGCAGCAGAACUGGAACAGAAGCAGAACGAGUCUGAGAACAAGAAGCUCCUUGGAGAAGUUGUCAAAUACAGUAAUGUCAUCCAGCUCCUGCACAUAAAGAGCAAUAAGUAUCUGACGGUGAACAAGCGUCUCCCCGCUUUGCUUGAGAAAAACGCCAUGCGGGUGUCUUUGGACCCGGCUGGUAACGAAGGCUCCUGGUUCUACAUUCAGCCCUUCUGGAAGCUCCGCAGCGAAGGAGAUAAUGUGGUGGUUGGAGACAAGGUGGUGCUGAUGCCAGUGAACGCCGGACAGCCGCUUCACGCCAGCAACAUCGAACUGCUGGACAACCCCGGCUGCAAAGAGGUUAACGCUGUCAACUGUAACACCAGCUGGAAGGUCACCUUGUUCAUGAAGUUUAGUGACUACAGGGAAGAUGUGCUGAAAGGAGGAGAUGUUGUGAGGCUGUUUCAUGCUGAGCAGGAGAAGUUUCUGACCGGCGAUGAAUACAAGAAGCAGCAGCAUGUCUUUCUCAGGACCACACUGCGGCAGUCUGCCACCUCCGCCACCAGCUCCAAGGCUCUCUGGGAGAUUGAGGUUGUGCACUAUGACCCCUGCAGAGGUGGAGCCGGUCAGUGGAACAGUCUGUUCCGCUUCAAACACCUGGCGACAGGAAACUACCUCGCAGCUGAGGUGAAUCCUGAAUUCAAAGACAACACGGUGGAGUCCAAAGGAGAUCAGAAUGACACGGACGUGGUGUUCUCCAAGAGGAAGCAUCAAGCAGCAGAGAAGAUUGCUUUCACCCUGGUUUCUGUUCCCCAUGGGAAUGACAUUGCCUCUCUGUUUGAGCUGGAUGCCACCACUCUGCAGCGGGCCGACUGCCUCGUGCCCAGAAACUCCUAUGUGAGACUCAGACACCUGUGCACCAACACCUGGGUGACCAGCACCAACGUUCCCAUCGAUAUAGAGGAGGAGCGCCCAGUUAUGCUCAAGAUUGGUACGUGUCCCACCAAAGAGGACAAAGAGGCUUUUGCCAUCGUGUCUGUUCCCCUGUCGGAGGUCCGAGACUUGGACUUUGCCAACGAUGCCAGUAAAGUCUUGGAGUCGACCGUGAGAAAGCUUCAAUAUGCCAACAUCGCUCAGAAUGAGAGGAGAUUUGUGACUAAGCUGCUGGAGGACCUGGUUUUCUUUGUGUGUGUAGUUCCAAACAACGGACAAGAUGUUCUGUCUGUGGUCACCUCUAAACCCAACCGAGAGCGGCAGAAACUCAUGAGGGAGCAAAACAUUCUGGCUCAGAUAUUUGGCAUCCUGCAGGCUCCGUUUGCAGAUCACGGCGAUGGUCCGAUGCUGCGGCUGGAGGAUCUGGGAGACCAGCGCUAUGCUCACUUCAAGUACAUGUUGAGACUCUGCUACAGGGUGCUGCGACACUCCCAGCAGGACUAUCGCAAGAACCAGGAAUAUAUCGCCAAAAACUUCUCAAUCAUGCAGUCUCAGAUUGGGUAUGAGAUUCUGGCUGAGGACACAAUCACCGCUCUGCUGCACAACAACCGCAAGCUGCUGGAAAAACACAUCACAGCCAAAGAGAUCGAGACCUUUGUCAGCCUGCUGAGGCGCAACAGAGAGCCCAGGUUCCUGGAUUAUCUGUCUGAUCUCUGCGUGUCCAACAAGACCGCCAUCCCCGUCACACAGGAGCUUAUCUGUAAAUUUAUGCUGAAUCCCACCAACGCCGACAUCCUCAUCCAGACCAAACUUAUCUCCAACACGGAGACCACCCUGGAGUCCUCCCUGCUUCAGGAAGAAGUGGAGGAGGAGGAGGUUUGGCUCUACUGGAUUGACAGCCACAAGGAGCCUCAUGGCAAAUCCAUCCGGCACCUGGCCCAGGACGCAAAGGGCAACCACAAGAUGGAUGCAGACAUGAUCACGUAUUACAGGUACCAGCUCAACCUGUUUGCUAAAAUGUGUCUGGAUCGUCAGUACCUCGCCAUCAACCAGAUCACCAGUCAGCUGCCAGUGGACCUGAUCCUGCGCUGCAUGUUCGACGACUGCCUGCCCUACAACCUGCGAGCCUCCUUCUGCCGCCUCAUGCUGCACAUGCAUGUGGACCGCGACCCCCAGGAGUCCGUGGUUCCCGUUCGAUACGCCCGCCUCUGGACCGAGAUCCCCUCCAAGAUCACCAUCAACGAGUUUGAGUAUGAGUCAACCGACAGCUCAAGAGAGGAGAUGAAGAGGAAGUUUGCUGCCACCAUGGAGUUUGUUGAAGAAUACCUCAAGGAUGUGGUCAGCCAACCUUUUCCAUUCGGAGAUAAAGAUAAGAAUGAGCUCACACUAGAGGUGGUGAAUCUGGCUCGAAACCUGGUUUACUUUGGUUUCUAUAGGUUUAGUGAGUUGCUGCGUCUCACACGCACCCUGCUGGCCAUCCUGGAUAUCGUCCAGCACCCACUCACUUUCAUGAACAAGCUCAACAAGAGCCCAGAGGCUGGCAACAACGUCCUGCGAACCAUCCACGGUGUUGGAGAAAUGAUGACUCAGAUGGUGAUGAGUCGAGGUGUGCCACACAGCCUCCCUGACACGCCUCCGUCCCUGCGCUACGGGAAAGGACACUUCCUGCCGGACAACGAGGACGUCAUGGUGAUGGACACCAAGCUGAAGAUCAUCGAGAUCCUCCAGUUCAUCCUGAGUGUGAGGUUGGAUUACAGGAUCACAUACUUAUUGUCCAUCUACAAAAAAGAGUUUGGAGAAAAAUCCAUAAAUGACAGCUCUGCUUCUCUGGCUGAUAUGCCUCUGAUGACAUCUCCUGAACCAGACAUCGAUGAGAUUACAACCAAAGCGGAGAGCAUGUUUGCAGGAAGCUCUGAGUUAAGCGCGGUGGAGCUAGACGACGAGGGCGGCCGGACGUUUUUGCGGGUUCUGAUCCAUCUCAUCAUGCAAGAUUACCCCCCGCUGGUGUCUGGCUCAUUGCAGCUCAUCUUCAAACACUUCAGCCAGAGAGCCGAGGUGCUGCAGGCCUUUAAACAGGUCCAGCUGCUGGUGUCAGAGCAGGAUGUAGAGAACUACAAGCAGAUCAAGGCCGACCUGGACCAGCUGCGUCUGACUGUGGAGAAGUCGGAGCUGUGGGUGGAGAAGAGUGGAGUCUACAACAGCGAAGACCUGGGAGUCAGACAGGCCAAAGAGCCCAACAUGGAGGAGGUUGUUCUGAGCCCAGUGCAGGAUGGUGAUAGUAAACCUCAGAUUGACAGUAACAAGGCAAACAACUAUAACAUUGUCAAAGAGAUCCUGCUGAGGCUCAGUAAGCUGUGUUAUCCCAGUAAGAAGAGUCGAGUGCAGCAGCAGAGGCUGCUGAAGAACAUGGGAGCUCAUACUGUGGUGCUGGACCUGCUGCAGAUCCCCUAUGAGACCAGUGAUGAGAAGAUGAAUGAAAUCAUGACCCUGGCACAUACGUUUCUGCAGAACUUCUGCAGAGGAAACUCUCAGAAUCAAGUCCUGCUACAUAAACACCUGAACCUCUUCCUCACUCCAGGGUUGCUAGAAGCGGAGACGAUGCGUCACAUCUUCAUGAACAACUACCAGCUUUGCAACGAGAUCAGCGAUCGCGUCGUCCAUCAUUUCGUCCAUUGCAUUGAAACACACGGGAGACACGUCCAGUACCUCAGGUUCUUGCAGACCAUUGUGAAAGCUGACGGGAAGUAUGUGAAGAAAUGUCAGGACAAAGUUAUGACAGAGCUGGUGAAUGGCGGUGAGGACGUGCUGGUUUUCUACAACGACCGCUCGUCGUUCUCGGUGCUGCUGCAGAUGAUGGGCUCUGAACGGGAGCGGACGGACGAAGACGGAGCUCUGGCGUAUCACAACACGCUGGUGGAGCUGCUGGCCGCCUGCACUGAGGGAAAGAACGUCUACACUGAGCUGAAGUGCAACUCUCUGCUGCCGCUGGACGACAUCGUCAAAGUCGUCACUGACAUGAACUGCAUACCAGAGGUGAAAACCGCAUAUGUGAACUUUGUGAACCACUGCUAUGUGGACACAGAGGUAGAAAUGAAGGAGAUUUACACCUCCCCCCAUAUUUGGAGGCUCUUUGACAACUUCCUGGUGGACAUGUCCAGUGUGUGCAACAGUACCACCGACCGUAACCAUGCCGAUCUGGCUCUGGAGAAGUAUGUGACCGAGACGGUGAUGGCCAUUGUGAAGGGUUUCUUCAGCUCACCGUUCUCCGUCAACCACUCCAACCUGCAGACAAACCAGUCUGUCUUCAUCAAGCUGCUCCAGUCGGCUUUCAGGAUCUACAACUGCACCUGGAUCAUCUCGGCUCAGAAAGCUAAUAUUGAAAGCUGUAUUAAAACACUGGCUGAUGUGGCUAAGGCCCGGGCCAUAGCCAUCCCAGUCGACCUGGACAGUCAGGUGAACACUUUGUCUCUGAAGGUCCACAGCCACAUGGUGCAGCGAGCAGCCAAAGACUGGAGGACCUCAGCUCGGACACGACCUCGCAAGGAGCCGCUGGGUGGCCCCGACUACAAGAACAUCAUUGAGAAGCUGCAGGGGGUUGUGUCCUGUCUGGAGGAGCAGUUCAGUCCGAAGGUUCAAGCAGAAUUCUCUGUGCUGGUGGAUGUUCUUCACAGCCCUGAGCUGCUAUUUCCAGAGGCUGCUCGCUUACGCUGUGAGAGCGGAGCUUUCAUGUCCAAACUAAUCAAACACACCAAGAAGCUCAUGGACAAAGAGGAAAAGCUGUGCAUCAAGAUCCUGCAGACACUCAGAGAGAUGCUGGACAAGAAGGAGUGCUUUCAGGAAUCUGGAAACGAGUUAAGAAAGAUUCUCCUCACACGCUACUUUGGAAAUCAAAAGCUUCUUUCCAAGUCAGAACUUGGGAGUGGAAGCAGCUCAUCUGGCGGCUUUGUCAAGCCGUCAUCCGGAGGAGGUUCUCAAAUGCUGGACUCUGACAAACUAGGCAGCAGUGUGGUGGAGAUCCAGUGUCUGUUGGACAACGUUGGGACAUCGGAGCUGGUAAUCGACCUCAUUGUCAACACCAAGAAUGACCGAGUGUUUGAGGAAAGCAUCCUUCUGGGUAUCGCACUUCUCCAAGGUGGAAACACACAGAUACAGAACUCGUUCUACAGCCAACUGUACAAGCAGAAGAAGUCUGAGAGGUUCUUCAAGGUCUUCUACGAUCGCAUGCGUUUGGCCCAGCAAGAGAUUCGAGCCACUGUGUCUGUCAACAUGUUUGAGCUCAGCUGCAGGAAAAGAGACGAUGACGGUGACGUCAGUAGCAUCAGGUUCAAGAAAGGAAAAGACUCAGGGCUUCAUAUGAGGGAGGACAUGCGAGGACAGCUGAAGGAGGCCUCCUCAGUGACCUCUAAGGCCUUCUGCGCCUUCAGAAAGGAGCUGGACCCCGACCUGGAAGGCCUGGGCCAGAACAGUGAGAUCAUCGGGGCUGAGGAGGCUUUAGAAGAAACUCAGAUGAGCCCAGCCAUCACCAUCAUGAAACCGAUCCUCCGUUACCUACAGCUGCUCUGCGAGAACCACAAUUCGGACCUGCAGAACUUUCUGCGCAACCAGAACAACAAGACAAACUACAAUCUGGUGUGUGAGACUCUUCAGUUCUUGGACUGCAUAUGCGGGAGCACCACUGGAGGCUUAGGGCUGCUGGGACUUUAUAUAAAUGAGAGUAAUGUAGAUCUGGUCCGACAAACCCUGGAAACCAUCACAGAGUACUGCCAGGGACCCUGCCAUGAAAACCAGACCUGUAUAGCCAAGCAUGAGUCAAAUGGCAUUGACAUUAUUAUAGCACUGAUUGUCAACUCCAUCAACCCCCUGGGGAAGCAUCGGCUGGACCUGGUGCUGGAGCUCAAGAACAAUGCCUCCAAGCUCCUAUUGGCUAUCAUGGAGAGCCGCCAUGACAGCGAGAACGCAGAGAAGAUUCUCUACAAGAUGAGACCCAUCGAACUAGUGGAUGUAAUGAAGGAAGCGUACGCCCAGGGCCUGGAGAAUGAGGAGGAUGAAGACAGCGCUGGGGACCUGAUCAAACCCAGAGACGUCGGACACAACAUUUACAUCCUGGCCCACCAGCUGGCCAGACACAACAAGAUCUUGCAGCAGAGCUUGAAGCCUGGUUUGGCCCCAGGUUCAGGAGGCGACCCGGAUAAUGAGAAGGAUGACGCCCUUCGUUACUACGCAAAUCACACAGCUCAAAUCGAGAUCGUACGUCACGACCGUACCAUGGAACAGAUAGUGUUUCCAGUCCCGAAUAUCUGCGAGUAUCUCACUGAGGAGUCCAAAACUCGUGUGUUCACCACGACCGAGCGGGACGACCAAGGCAGCAAGGUCAACGACUUCUUCCAGCAGUUUGACAACCUCUACAACGAAAUGAGGUGGCAGAAGAAGAUCCGCAGAAAUAAGGCUCUGUUCUGGUUCUCACGCCACAUCUCUCUCUGGGGAAGCAUCUCCUUCUACCUGGCCUGUCUGCUCAACAUCGCUGUGGCUGUUUUCUAUCCAUUUGGAGACGACGGAGAUGAAGGCACCUUGUCCCCGUUCUGGAAUAUCUCACUGUGGGUGGCGUUGGGGGUCUUCACCGCCUUACUUCCUGUGUUACCCAAACCGUGGGGCAUCCUUUUCUUCCUGGUCUCCCUCAUUCUGCGAGCCAUCUACACCAUGGGCCUCGGCCCGGCUCUGCUGCUGCUGGGCACCAUCAAUCUCUUCAACAAGUUGGUCUUUCUCGUGAGCUUUGUGGGCAACCAGGGGACGUUAACUCGAGGCUACAAAGCGGUGGUGAUGGACAUGCUCUUCAUCUACCAUCUGGGCUACGCCAUCAUCUGCGUGUUAGGGCUCUUGGUCCACGAGUUCUUCUACAGCUUCCUGCUGUUCGACCUGGUGAUCCGAGAGGAGACGCUGCUCAACGUGAUAAAGAGCGUGACGCGAAAUGGACGCUCCAUUAUCUUGACAGCUGUCCUGGCCAUCUUUCUCGUCUACUUUUUCUCCAUCAUCGGCUUCCUCUUCCUCAAGGACGACUUCCGCAUGGAGGUGGAUCGCCUUCCUGCACCAGGGAAAAGGGAUUUAUUGAGUAGCAGCGGAGUUGGAGACUCCUGUAUGAGAGACAGCUGCCCUGAUUCAACACCCAAAUCACUUUCUGAUGAAGAUGAUGGGACAGAGCGGGUGUGCGACACUCUGCUCAUGUGUAUAAUCACUGUGCUGAACCAGGGACUUCGUAAUGGAGGAGGUGUGGGAGACAUCCUCAGGAGACCCUCCAAAGAGGAACCUCUCUUUGCCGCUCGAGUGGUUUACGACCUUCUGUUCUUCUUCGUCGUCAUCAUCAUCGUUCUCAACCUCAUCUUUGGUGUCAUCAUCGACACGUUUGCAGACUUGAGGAGUGAGAAGCAGAGGAAGGAGGAGAUCCUCAAAACCACCUGUUUCAUCUGUGGGUUGGAGAGGGACAAAUUCGACAACAAGACGGUGUCCUUUGAGGAGCACAUCAAGUACGAACACAGCAUGUGGCACUACCUUUACUUCCUGGUUCUGGUGCGGGUGAAGGAUCCGACGGAGUACACCGGCCCUGAGAGCUACGUGGCCCAGAUGAUUGCAGAGAAGAACUUGGAGUGGUUCCCUCGUAUGAGAGCCAUGUCUCUGGUGAGCAGCGAGGGAGACAACGAGCAGAAUGAGAUGCGAUCUCUGCAGGAGAAGCUGGACAACACCGUCACCCUGGUGGCUCAGCUCUCAGGCCAGCUGGCUGAGCUCAAGGAGCAGAUGACAGAACAGAGGAAGAACAAGCAGAGGCUUGGAUUCCUGGGUCCUCCUCAGCCCAACCACCACAUCCCGGCCCACUGAAGGGAGUAAAGCUCCAACAGGACACGGUGACUGCAGCCUCGCUAUAAAACCAGACAGAGACGCAGCCACACAAACUCCAGCCUUAAGAACAAUACAAACUUACACGGACAAUUACUGAUGCCAAGCUGCAAGAGGCAAGUGUUGAUUCGUAUUUUUGACAUAGUGCCUUAUGUGUGACACAAACACUGUUUUACUGGAUACAAAAUGUGCGUUAUGUGCCCACUCAGUCACAAGCAGCACACUCUGCAGGCCGUCAGCACACACCAUCGUACACAAACGUCUGGGUGAAUGAUUGGCCAGGAACGGCACACAUCUGCCAGUGUAGUGUCAGUGGGCCAGACAGAGGUCGAGGCCAAUGUUAGCGUAAGGUUAAUGGUUAAGUGCUUUCAAGUUGUGGACAGCCAUGUCUUGGCCUGAGUUCCACCACUGUCAUAGUGCCGAUCAGCCAGACCUGCAAAGGUCAGUGAUUGGCUAACAGGCCCAAAGGGGAAAAGCAUGCAUGCUGACAUCAGGUACUGUCCCUUUUACCUGUUCUGUUGGUGUUUUUGAGAACGUUUCUGGUUCAUAACUGGAGUAAUAUUUUUGAAAAAGAAAAAAAAAAGAGGAAUCAUGCUGCCUUACUCAUUAACUUUUAUGAACAGCUCAUUGCAAUUGCUGAAAGUGCACUUUUAAAAAAGUACAACCAGUAACUGGAAACAUUUGGGGGAUUACUGUUUGAAUGCUUUGUGUUGGUGUUUAUAUAUGCAUUCACUGCAUCACUUCAGUUGCCUUUUUACAGAUUUCUACAUAGUAUAUAACAGAAAUGUGAAUAAAAAUAAUGAUUACCUGUGCAAAACUUACUUGAAAACUCUUUUAAGUCUUAAAUCUUAUACUGGUACCUAAAGUAGUACUGACUGAAUAUGGAAAGCUCACGGUUCUGUGUUACAAUAUGAACAUCUUUGUGUCUAUCGAGAUAUUAGCUAAUACCGUAAUAUUUACCGUAUCUGCUCAUGUCAUCUUCUACUGUGUCUUAAAGCUUGUUUUUAGUGUAAAUCAUCUCCACCAUUCUCUCUUGGACUGCAUUUGAUUGUUGAGUCUGUGUUUUAAACUUAUACAAAUGAAUGACAGAUUACGAGUGCGUGCGCUUGAUGGUGACUGUCCUGUGACACUUUCUGUUGAAACAAAGUGUAUAGAAAAAUGUAUUUUAUGUGGUCAGAUGUUCUAAUAAUAAAUUUGUAACAAGA
Molecule: messenger RNA, 9587 nt
Organism: Amphiprion ocellaris (clown anemonefish)
Lineage: Eukaryota; Metazoa; Chordata; Actinopteri; Pomacentridae
Gene: itpr2
Product: inositol 1,4,5-trisphosphate receptor, type 2
Exons: 57
Coding region: 298-8364 (2688 amino acids)
Biological process (GO): calcium ion transmembrane transport
Cellular component (GO): membrane; endoplasmic reticulum
Molecular function (GO): inositol 1,4,5 trisphosphate binding; inositol 1,4,5-trisphosphate-gated calcium channel activity
Source: RefSeq, a predicted model, not a curated record